Molecule: messenger RNA, 12094 nt
Organism: Mizuhopecten yessoensis (Yesso scallop)
Lineage: Eukaryota; Metazoa; Mollusca; Bivalvia; Pectinida; Pectinidae
Product: neurobeachin-like
Exons: 58
Coding region: 171-8426 (2751 amino acids)
Biological process (GO): intracellular protein localization
Cellular component (GO): cytosol; membrane
Molecular function (GO): protein kinase binding
Source: RefSeq, a predicted model, not a curated record
UUUCAUUCAGCCCGGCGACGCGGAAGUGGCAUCGGCAUCUCGCCGACAACUGUCUAAAGCAUCAACGUACUCGCAGAUAUAAGGUGUAUAUUUGUUUACUAACGUAACAUUGUGACGAUAGAUUUUAAGAGACGAUUGUUGGAACAUUCUGCACGGUUCAAAGUGGCAGAAUGUCUUCAACAGAAGGCGAAGGGGAGGCACAGGUGACCACAACAGAAGGUAUCCUGAAAGCAGCUGGAAAUGACGAGCUGAAAUUCGGAUUGUUAAUUGGCUUGAUCAAAGUGAAGCAGGUGACAAAUAAAGAUGUUGUCAACACAGUUCUCCAUCUGCUGGUGGGAGAAGAAUUUGACAUUGAGAGUAAUUUCAUCAUCCAGGAGCCACAGAAUAUUCUUCACACACUUCGACUCCUCACCAAUUGUCCUGUCACACUGCAGGCAGAGAUAUGGAGUGUGUUUACAGCCAUUUUGAAGAAGAGCCGCCGGAACCUGCAGGCGUGUACAGAAGUAGGGCUGAUCGAACACGCACUUAACCUCCUCAAGGACACCGAAGACGUCAUAGCUGAUCUGAUGGUGGAGAUGCUGGGUGUUCUGGCUACCUACAGUAUCACUGUUAGGGAACUCAAGAUGCUCAUCAGUCUACUCAAAGCCAUGGACGGCAAGUGGCCCCAACAUUCCGUGAAGCUGUUGUCCGUCCUCAAACUGAUGCCGCGACGAGAUGGCCCAGAUGAGUUUUUCAGUUUCCCCGGUAAAAUAGGAUCUCAUAUCAGUCUACCACCAAUCAAAACGUGGCCGUAUCAGAAUGGCUGGACAUUUUCCUGUUGGCUGCGACUUGAUCCUGUCACCGGUGUUACAGUGGAGAGGGAGCGCCCAUACCUGUACUGCUUCAGAACAAAUAAAGGGGUUGGAUACUCAGCCAACUUCCUGGGGAACUCGCUCGUACUUACCGCUAUGAAGGUGAAAGGAAAGGGAUUCCAGCACUGUGUCAAACACGAUUUCCAACCCCGAAAGUGGUACAUGGUGACGCUAGUCUAUGUCUACAAUCGUUGGAGUAAGUCGGAGCUGCGGUGUUAUGUUGACGGAAAGCUUGUUUCCCACACAGAGAUGUCCUGGCUCGUCAAUACAAGUGAUCCAUUCGACAAGUGUUUUCUGGGAGCAAGUUCAGAGGUUGAGGCUGACCACAUGUUCUGCGGUCAGAUGUCCAGUGUGUACCUAUUUAGUGAGUCACUAUCCCCACAACAGAUUGCAGCUAUCUACCAGCUAGGACCUAACUAUAAGAGUCAGUUUAGAUUUGAAAAUGAGAGUGGUCUGACUGGAAACAACAUUAACAAAAAGCUUGUGUAUGACGGGAAGCUGACAAACAGUAUCUUGUUUAUGUACAACCCCAUGGCCUGUGACAGUCAGCUGUGUCUGGAAUCUUCUCCCAAGGGAAACCCCUCCUACUUCGUACAUGUACAGCACGCCCUCAUGUCACAGGAUGUAAAGGCGGUGAUAACCCAGUCCAUUCACAGCACGCUCCAUUCCCUCGGUGGUGUACAGGUGUUUUUCCCACUUUUCGGUCAGUUGGACUUCCCUGUGGACAAAGGCGACAAGUCUGAGGUAGACCACACCAUAUGUGCUAACCUGAUGAGUAUCUUACUGAACCUGCUGGAGAGCUCCGUCACCAUACAACAACAGAUGUUACAGAACAAGGGAUUCCUGGUCAUUGGUUAUCUCCUGGAAAAGGCGUCUCGGAUGCAUGUGACUCCAGCCGUCCUGGAGACCUUUUUGGCCCUCACACAGUAUCUGGUAGAACUACCCACCGGUAGCAUGCUCCUCAAACACCUGUUUGACCACAUUUUAUUCAACCCUGCCCUGUGGAUUCAUGCCUCGGUAGAGGUGCAGACCAAAUUGUACUGUUACCUAGCAACCGAUUUCAUCAGUAAUGCCCAGAUCUACAACAACAUUCGCCGAGUGAGCGCAGUUCUACAGACGAUGCACACCCUCAAGUUCUACUACUGGGUCGUCAACCCCAAGGAUCGGAGUGGCAUCACACCCAAGGGCACAGAUGGGCCACGGCCAACUUACGACGAGAUUAUCAAAUUACGUUCCUUCAUGCUGCUGUACAUUAAACAGCUGUUGCUUAAAGGUCAGGGAGUCCAAGAGGACGAGUUACAGAGCAUCCUCAACUACAUGUCCACACUUCACGAGGAUGACAAUCUGAUGGACGUACUUCAGUUGACGGUGUCCCUGAUGGCAGAACACCCAGCCUCCAUGGUGCCCUCCUUCGACAAGAAAAACGGCAUCAGGACCGUGUUUAAACUGCUGGCAUCAAAUUCAGAACCACUGCAAAUUCAGUCCCUCAAACUCCUCGGCUUUUUCCUUAUGAGGGCCACACACAAGAGGAAGGCUGACUGUAUGGGCCCACACAACCUCUUCUCUCUGAUUGGUGAACGGCUGAUGCUGAAUGAGCAGAGUAUCACAUUACCUGUAUAUAACGUCUUGUUUGAGCUGCUGACAGAGCGCUUGUCUGGUGACAGUGUGAUGAAGAAACAUGUGGAGCCAGAGUCAUAUUUUAGGAUAGAAAACUCAGCUGUCCUGAAGGUGGUGGCUACAAUGAUUCGCCAGUCAAAGCCAACAUCAGAGGUCGCAGAGGUCAAGAAGACAUUCCUAUCAGAUCUGACAAUCCUGUGUAACAACAAUCGGGAAAAUAGGAGGACAGUCCUACAGAUGUCUGUGUGGCAGGACUGGCUGUUCUCCCUAUCCUACAUAUAUUCGCGUAACGACGAGGAACGGAAAAUUACAGAUAUGGUCAUGUCAUUGUUCCGGAUGCUGCUACAUCACGCUAUCAAAUUUGAGUAUGGUGGCUGGAGGGUGUGGAUAGACACGCUGGCCAUACUCCACUCUAAGGUUGCUUACGAGGAUUUCAAAAUCCACAUGUCAAAGAUGUACCGUCAGUAUGACCAGCAGCGAGUUGACGAUGUUGAUCCACAAGAAAGACAGAAUUACCCAAUCAGCACUAUCUCCGGCAUAUCUGACCCUGCCCUCCAGGAACAGCAGACGCAAAUCAAAAGCUCCGUCCAGAUCAAAGAAGUGGAAAAGUCCAGUACAGAAGAAACUAAACAAGAAGAAAAACCUGAAACAAUACAAAAUGGUGAUGCUGAAGGUCAUCAGAAGGAUGAAGAAGGGAAAGUGGAGAAAGCAGAAGGGGAUGGGGAGGCAUCAGAGGACCUAAAAGAGGAUGGAAAAACAUCAGAAGAAAUGAAGGCACCAGCAACUAAUGCUAAAGAUGAUGCUGCAGCUGGUGCCAAAUCGGAGGAGGUACCUGACGAGAAAAUUAGUGACAUUCCAAGGGGGAUAAGUACCACUGGUGUCAGGAGGAACCCCUCUAGGGCACAGUCAUUCCGGGGCAGCAUGGAAUCCCAUGGCAACAGACAUGUGUUCAGCCCCGGUCCCCGGGCCCCACCCUUCAGGAUCCCUGAGUUCAGGUGGUCAGGACUUCACCAGAAACUUCUGUCAGAUCUUCUCUUUUCUGUAGAGACCGACCUCCAGGUCUGGAAAAGCCACAGUACAAAGACAGUGAUAGACUUUGUCAACUCCGGAGACAACCACGUGUACGUCGUUAACGUCACCCACAUGAUCUCACAGCUCGCCGAUAAUCUGAUCACGUCCUGUGGAGGGUUACUUCCCUUGUUAGCAGCUGCCACCUCUCCAAACGGGGAGGUGGAGAUUUUGGAGCCCACCCAAGGCCUCAGUAUAGAGCAGGCAGUGUCCAUCCUGCAGCGCAUCAUGAAUAUGAUGGACGUCUUGGUGUUUGCAAGUUCCACAAAUUUUGCUGAGCUGGAACAGGAGAAGAAUAUGCCGUCCGGUGGAAUAUUGAGACAAUGUUUACGCCUGGUGUGUACAUCGUCGGUGAGAAACUGUCUGGAGUGUCGACAUCGUCAACGCCCCCACUCCCCACCCGGCAGUCCUACAAGUUCAAGUAGUCGUAGUUCACGCAACAUGAACGGCCAUGACCCUAUACAGUCGCUGAUCAUGGCUUCACAUCCCACUGAACGGAAUAUCAUUGAAAAUUUGAACGAGCAGACAUCUCCUAUCAAGGACUACGAAAAGCUUCUCCAAGAUAUGGACAUUAAUCGUCUCCGUGCAGUGGUGUAUCGUGAUGUCGAGGAAACAAAACAGGCACAGUUCCUAGCCCUGGCUAUCGUCUAUUUCACUUCUGUUCUGAUGGUAUCGAAAUAUCGAGACAUCCUAGAACCACCAACCCCAGCGGCCACGCCAACUAGGAACUCUCACCGGCAGUCAAUCAACUCGCCCUCAGAUGAGGAGCUGGAGAGUGGAGAGGAAGUGGGGACCAGUGAGGGGGACCUCACACAGGAGAUUACAGAGGAGGAAGAACAGGACGAGGAGGAACCCCAAGGGGAGCCCCUGCAGAACAAUGUAGAUGAGGAACCGCGUGAACGAGUCAAAAUCAAGGCUGAUAUUCAUAUAACUGACUCCACAGAAGUUCCUAAGACAACUCAAACUGAUGUGCCAGUUUCAGGGGACAAUAUGGCUUUAAGAAGAAGCAUUCAAAGCAGCUUGCAAAUGACAUGGCUCGACGAAGAUGAAGACUCCGAGUCUAUUGAUGAGUCUAGUACCGACCUUAACAGAACUACUGACUCAGCAGAUGUAGGAGAGGAGGUUGAGGAAAAAGAAGAUGAGGAUGCUACAGAGGACAAGGAGACCACAGACAAGGUGGUGGAAGGAGCAGAGGAAAAGAAAGAAGAUGAAGUAGAAGACAAGAAAGAAGAAGAGCAAGAAGAGGAAAAAGAAGAGGAAAAAAGUGAAGAGGAAACUGCAACUGAACAAAAAGUGGAAGACAAACCUGAGGAUGAACAAGAGGAGAAAGAGGAAGCUGAAGGAGGGAGUGACCCAGAAAGCACACCCCAGGGAAGUGAGGCUACACAGGAGGAGGGCAAAGGAGAAAGGCCUGAAUCAGAGGGUCAGGAAGCUGAGGAGGUGCAACAGAAGAGUUCUGAUGCUCCAAAGGAAUCCCAACCAGUGGCGACAAGUCAGCGUGUGGAUGAUCCUCAGAGCAAGCCAGACAAUUUACCGAUCUCCGCCAUUACGGUGGACGUCCACAGUGACCGGCAGCAGAAACCGCAUUUAGAGAACCUGGACCUACAGGCAGCGAACAUGCCCAUGCCUGUAGACAACCUACCUUCUCUUUCUGGGGAGGGAGGGUCGUUGACAGAACGGCUGGAGCGGGCACUGGGGCCAGUUGCACCACUGCUCAGGGAGAUUUUCGUGGAUUUCGCUCCAUUCCUGUCAAAAACACUGAUAGGGUCACAUGGACAAGAACUUCUUAUUGGAGGCCUGGUGACCUUGAAGCAGAGUACAUCAGUGGUGGAGUUAGUCAUGCUGUUGUGCUCACAGGAAUGGCAGAACUCAUUACAGAAACAUGCCGGUCUAGCAUUUAUAGAACUAGUCAACGAAGGAAGGUUGUUAGCCCAUGCCACGAGGGACCAUAUUGUACGUGUGGCAAACGAGGCAGAAUUUAUCCUCAACAGAAUGAGAGCCGAGGAUGUUCAGAAACAUGCAGAGUUUGAGUCUCUAGGAGCCCAGACCAUGCUGGACAGAAAAGAGGAAGAAAAACUCUGUGACCAUCUUAUAAAAUCUGCAAAGCGAAGAGAUCAUGUAGCUGCUGUGAAGCUACGGGAUAAAAUACUCAACAUACUGUCAAACAAGCAUGGAGCUUGGGGAAACUCCCCCAACAGGAGGUCAGAGCAUUGGAAGUUGGAUGUGUGGGAGGAUGAUUCCAGGAGACGUAGACGACUCAUCAAGAAUCCCAAUGGUUCUUCGCAUCCUGACGCCACACUAAAGGCUGCUAUUGAGCAUGGAGCGACGGAGGAUGCCAUUAACCAGGCAAGGGAAGCAUUCCACGCCCACCUAGCUUCGACCAAGCGAGCACAACAGACUCCUGAUUACACAGACGAGGAGCUACUCAUGGAGGAGCGUGACUUUGAACAGGACUACGCAGGCCCUGUGGCACUGUCGACCACGUGUAAGUUGAUAGCGCCGGGAGUGAUGGUUAACGGGACGAUGGCCAUAACGAAGACGGAGAUGUACUUCGAGAUGGACGAAGACAACGAGGAGAACAAGAAAAUGGACCCAAAGGUUUUGUCCUAUGUGGAACAUCUCCAUGGACGGUGGCAUUUCAACGAAGUACGAGCAAUAUUUUCACGCCAAUAUCUCCUACAGAAUGUGGCUAUUGAAAUCUUCAUGGCAAAUAGAACGGCAGUCAUGUUUGCCUUCCCUGACCAUGCUACAGUCAAAAAGGUCAUCAAUGCACUACCUCGUGUGGGAGUGGGGGUCAAAUACGGACUCCCUCAGGCCAGGCGAAUGUCCCUAGCAUCAGGAAAGCAGCUGUUCAAACUUUCAUGUAUGACCCAGAAAUGGCAGAGACGGGAGAUUUCAAACUUUGAUUACCUUAUGUACCUAAACACAAUAGCGGGACGUACUUACAAUGAUUUGAACCAGUAUGCAGUCUUUCCCUGGGUGAUAGUUAAUUACGAAUCAGAGGAACUAGAUCUGGGUCAACCAAACAACUUCAGGGAUUUGUCCAAGCCUGUUGGGGCGCUGAAUCCCACGAGGAAGGAGUUUUUUGAUGAGCGAUAUGAGACAUGGGAACAUGACCAGAUUCCACCUUUCCACUAUGGAACACACUUCUCUACGGCAGCGUUCACUCUCAAUUGGCUCAUUAGAGUGGAGCCGUUUACAACAAUAUUUUUGAAUAUGCAAGGAGGCAAGUUUGAUCAUGCAAACCGGACAUUUUUCUCUGUUGCCCAAGCUUGGAAGAACUGCCAGCGUGAUACCUCGGAUGUCAAGGAGUUGAUUCCGGAGCACUUCUUCCUCCCUGAGAUGUUGGUCAACGAGAAUGGCUUCAAUCUCGGCACACAGGAUGACGGACUGGAAGUGAAGGAUGUCAUCAUGCCGCCCUGGGCGAAGAGUCCUGAGGACUUCAUCAGGACCAACAGGAUGGCCCUGGAAUCUGAGUUUGUGUCCUGUCAACUACACCACUGGAUUGACCUGAUAUUUGGAUACAAACAAAGAGGACCCGAGGCAGUGAGAUCCACCAAUGUAUUUUAUUACCUGACGUACGAGGGCAGUGUAGACCUGGAAUCAAUGACAGACCCUGUCAUGAAAGAGGCAAUUGAGAACCAGAUACGUAGUUUUGGCCAGACGCCCACUCAGCUACUGACGGAACCUCACCCCCCAAGGAGCUCUGUGAUGCACCUGGCUACUGAAAAAUACAAAAAAACAAGGAGUAUAUUACAUAAGACUCCAAUGAUGUUCUCGACCGUACAGGACGAUGUGUGUAUGAUUAUGAAGUUCCUGUCCAACUCGCCAGUGACUUACGUGGCUGCCAACUCUCACCCUGCCGUCCCUGUACCCGCCGUCACAACCAUCUCCUGUAGCCACAACUUCGCCAUCAAUAAGUGGAACCCCAGCUACCAGCAACAAGGCACACCAACAAGCUUUUCUUCAGAGAAGCCAGAAACUCAGGCAAACCUGCCCCUGUCAAUGGACCAGCUGCUCGCCCUCAACACAGGCCUACAGAGGCGCACCCUAGGGGAUAACUUUGACGAGAGGCUGAAGGCACAAAACUCCUCUUUUACCACAUCUGCUGACAACCGCUUCAUCUUCGCCUGUGGAUUUUGGGACAAAAGCUUCCGUCUAUUUUCUACUGAAACAGCCAAAAUCUUACAAGUGGUACAUGGCCACUUUGACGUGGUGACAUGCCUGACUCGCUCAGAGUGUAACCUAAAUCAGGACUGCUACAUCAUCACCGGCUCCAAGGACUGUACUGUGAUGGUUUGGAUGUUCACCGCCCGCAACAUGGCUAUUAUCGGUGACAAUGGCAGUCUGGAGCACCCCACCCCCAAGGCCACAUUGACUGGCCAUGAGUCUGAGGUUACCUGUGUCGCCGUCCUAGCUGAACUUGGCCUAGUCAUGAGUGGAUCACAAAACGGUCCAUGUCUGGUGCACACCCUGAGUGGGGAUCUGCUGCGGUCACUGGAGGCCCCCGAGGGCUGUCAAACACCUCAGCUCAUCACUAUGUCUAGAGAGUCCUUUGUCCUCGUCAAGUUUGACGAGGGUCAUAUAUGCAACUUCAGCAUCAAUGGUCGCUUACUUCUCAAUGUCCGACACAAGGAUAACAUCCAGUCAAUGAUCUUGAGUCGUGACGGCCAGUACAUGAUGUUGGGCGGUUCCAAUGGAGUGGUGGAGGUGUGGCGCUCACACGACCUCACCCUGCUGUAUGCCUACCCGCCCUGUGAUAGUGAGAUCAGGUCGCUCGCUCUCACUCAUGAUCACAAGUUUUUACUAGCGGGACUAGGAACAGGAUGUCUGUUGGUGUUCAACAUUGAUUUCAAUAAGUGGCACCAUGAGUACCAGGAACGGUACUGAGGAGUUUGUGGACACUAUGAGGAUCAGAAAUGGUAGUGAAGAGUCUGUUGGCAUCCUGUAUACCAGGAUUGGUACUCAGGAGUAGUUUGUUGGCACCACAAGUACCAGUACUGAAAGAUGUGGAACCAAUGAGGUCCAGGAGCAGAUUUGAGUGGUUUGUGUACACAAUGAGGACCAGGAGUGGUAUUGAGGACUACUAUGGCGCUGAGGGACAAUGUGCUGGCAACCUUUUGGCAUGUGUGUGUGUUGUGUGUCUGGACACUAGACUGGUGUGUGUGUGAGGGGCAAUCUAGUGAUGGUCAGCUUCACACCUGUAUUGAUAAUAUUUAUCUGUCUGCAGGAUAACACUUCUCCAAGACUUGUGUGAUGCAUUAAGACAGUUUUCAAUGUACAGAACUAAUUGUAGCUGAUUUAGAAUCACUAAAAAAAAGCGUGUCAAGUAGGGCAAGAUAUGGCACGACAGCUUAAGCUGAAUCAUUACUCUUAAGGACAAGUUGCAAUGCGACACUGCCACUAAAGCUUUUGAUCUGUAGGAUGAGUUUCAGUAACUCUGCUCACUAGCUUGUAAUUAUUGCCUUGUUGAGCAAGUUAUGGCACACAACCUCUAAAGAAAUCUUAUUUAUUGCCCCACAGGGAUAAUUAUACCGCUUGUUGGCCAACAGGGAGUUGUACAACCUGUUGCCCUUGUGGCACUGCCACUAAAACCUAUUGCCCUAUUUGUGGCACUGCCAAUAUAGUUUAUUGCCCUACAGUGCCAGUUGUGGUACAGCUGCUGUAAUAAUCUUACUUCUUUGUGACAAAUUUACUAUCACAUAUGGCUCUGUAGGGCAAUAGCUGUUGAAUAUUAUGAACUGAAGCUUAUAGUCAGAUUCAUUGCAUCUUUCACUUGGUUGAGACAAUUUUUUUUUAAAUUUGCACUUAUUUAUAUGAUAGCAUACAAAUAGUGUAAGAACUCAGCAAGUUAUAAAUUGCCUGCAAAUUAGAUUAAGCUAGUGAAUGUUUGACAAGAGGGAUUUUUUGUCCCUUUGUAGUUCUCUUAAGAUGCCUUUAAACCUUGUUAGGGUGUCCAAAUGUUACAUGUUUAAAACUUGAUAACCACUAGUCUAUAUUAAAAUUUACUGACGACUAUUUUAAUACUAUUUGAAAUUUAUUUUUCGUCGUUUGUCUGAAUCAAUAUUGACCAACUCAAAAGCUAUGUGCAUACUAAUUUAUCUUAUUUAAUAAUUAAAAGUUUGUCUUUUAAACUAUCCUGCAAUAAAAAGCUACUUUGAUUGUGACAUGGAUUUAAUCCAUUCCCACGACGUUGCUGUUAUACUGAUGUAAAAUUACGUACUUAAGUAUGUGACAUCAUUUUGCUGAUUUAACAAAACCCAAUGCAUGAUGUGCGGUUUAUUCUAUGAAGUUUACAUAUGUGUACAUAACACUUUACACUCAUGUCAACAGUUUAACAGUGGCUCCGAGAUGUAUGCUCAGUAAAAUGUCCGCUACCAUUCCAGAGUUACUGACUGUGGUAUCUCCUGUUUAUUUUACAUUUAUACCGACAAUUUGUUAUGUUCUGUGUUAUUGUGGUUACGUAACUGGUGUUUUUAUGAUUUGUUCAAGUUUAAAUUAUGUACUGUUGUAUUUGAUCAAUUCUCAGUCUAAAGGUCACCUGGUGUCAUUGAUGACCUAAGCAAACUGGUAGGUGAUCAACAUUGCACGAGUUCUCUGAUCUAAAUCCAGAAGAUUAAAACUAUUGUGAAUGGGGAAAGUUUCAAUACUCUGUUUGCCCUCAAAGCAAAAUCUCUGGAUCAAUAGUAUAAUCUUCUGAUAAUUAAUUCACUGGAGCAAAAAAGGAUGUGAAAAUUUACUCAUAAUUCACAGUACUGAUGACAGAGGAUGAAUGUUGAAAAAACCCUGAUAAAAACUUAAUGUUAGAAACAUUCUGUAUUCUUUUUUAUAAUUAAAAAAAAGUUAUAAAGCAGGAAAGUCUGUAAAGAUGUUAUUUUUUACUUGCUAUAAAAUUUGAGAUUUAUUUGUUCACUAGGUACUUAUUACCAUAGGAUAGUGUUUUGAUAAUAUAUGUAUGUAGGAUACUCUCAAACUCUGAAUUUGAAUUUGAAUUAAUUCAAAGGUGAUAGGAUGCUUUAUAUAAGAUUUUAAUCACAUUCCUAUUACUUGGUUGAAAUACUUUGAAAUUGAUUUUUUAUAUUUUUUCAUAAGUGUGUUUAUCAUACACUUUUAGGUAGGUUGUAAAAUGAUUGGUCAAAAGUUGAUCAAGAAAAUAGCUUGGCACAGUCAUGUUUUCAGCAUCCUAACAUAAAAUGGGUUGAUGUAUGCUGUUAUUACUAAAUAAAGUAUUCCACUUGGUAUUCUUUUAAAACAAUAUUACGCUUGUAUCACUUUGUAUUCUUUUAAAACAAUAUUACGCUUGGAUCACUUUGUAUUCUUUUAAGAAGAUAUAACGCUUGCAGUCCAACAUCUCAAUGGAGCACUAUGCAUUGUGUAGUUUAGAGAUAGUAUGAUUGACAUUAUAUAUCUUCUCUCUGGUAGUUUAAUGCCUUGCUCCUCUUUAUAAUUUACUGGGGUCCACUUCAAGUAUUGAUGAUGCAAGAUUAUGGUGAGGAUGUAAACACAAUUUCGUGUUAACUGUUUGAGGUAGACAACAUGAUUAUGACAUGUUGUCGGUGUAUAUACUAUAUAGUUAUAUAUUAAUGUAAAUAGAAAAUUUUAAGAAAAGAUUCCCACCAUGGAAGUUUCUUCCAUUAAAUGGAAGUGGUUUUUUUAUGUACCCUGAUUUGAAAUUGCCUAAAAUUGGGCAGGCACUUAUCUCGUUUUUUUCUGUGGACAGGUACCUAAUUAGGAAUAGAGUGAGGGACAUUCUUAACCAAAGGGGAAGGGGACGGGGAGUCUUCAGGAAUUGAUUCUCAUUAAUCAUUCACUUGCAUGCUGAUGUCUGUAGUUAAAUCCUCUCUAGCUUUGAAAGACUUGACUUUUGCUAUUUUUUUCUUCGUUUAUUUUAUUAAAGGAAAAAUUUAAUGUACAGUUAAUGCCCAAAUUUGUUCCUGUAUGCAUUUCCUUUAGUAAGUAAUGGAUGAGAAAAACACUUAGAUGGGCAACGAGAAGAUAAAAAAUUAAUUAAGAAAUUCAAAAUUAGAAUUCAGUAAUUAAAAAUUAUUUUACGUGAAAUUAAAGAUAACUGCAUUUGAAAGGCAAUGGUCAUUAUCUCAAUUCUUAGGAUAGAUGAUUACAAAAAAUGUCUUUGUAUCCAACGUUUUAAUAUCUUAAAAUGAGGAAGCUUUUACCUAUGGGGCAUUUGUCCAUCCUUAUAGGUAAUUACAUGGUUUAUAGAUAUAUUUAUGUAUAUUGUUAUUUGUGUGUAUAUGUGUACGUUACCAGGUACGUAUGUAUUCAUCGCUAACCAGAUUUGUUUUUAGAGAGGCUAUUUAUACAUAUUAUUUUGGAUGAUAAUAUAUCAAAUUCAUUAUUUCAUGAACAAAACAUAUCAAAACUCUUAAUUAUUCUUUUCUUUGAUGAAUUUGUUACUUGUGUUUGUGAUAUAGAGCAGCUUUUACUGAGUUUGGUGUAUUUAUAUGUGACACGUUGAUACUGACCAGCAUCCACACUGACCGGGUCAGAGAUUGGUAUGGUAGCAAUAGCCACACUUAAUAAAAGUUUUGAGUCAGGUC